This is a messenger RNA of Cylicocyclus nassatus, 537 nucleotides long. The record is from the annotation of a GenBank genome assembly. Lineage: Eukaryota; Metazoa; Nematoda; Chromadorea; Rhabditida; Strongylidae.
AGGAUCGAUCGUUGCAUCAGCCCGCACACAUGCGGCAGUGGUAAUUAGGCAAUUCCGCGACGUAAGUAAGGAAAAGCAAUGGCGAGAGAAUGCCACCCUGGGGUACGCCACUACUACAAUGAUAACGAUCUGAAAAGUCUUCUCCUACACGAACAGUCAUUCCCCUAUCAUCCAAUCUACUCCUGCAGGAUGGAAGGCAAUGUGUUCAACUUUCAGCAAAUUCAUCCUCUUUCCCCCAAAUGUCGGAGGAAAAAUCACCGAGACGAGAAAAAUCCCUUCAAAGGAAUCCCCUAUUUGAUCUUUAAACACAUCUACAAGGGGGAAUACGAUGACGUAGACCCGGAUAGGGACUAUCCGGUGAAGGGUCGCUUUGGAUGCUCUACCGCAGAUAACCAUCCAAACAUGGUGACGUGUGUCUACGCAGAGGCCAACAGCGAAGAGGAUGUAUGCCUGUAUCCGGAUAAGGAGCAGAGUGAUGGAAGAUAGAUGCCACCCACCUCCAAAAAUCAACACAGAUUCAACAGAAGCAGAUUUGUG